Molecule: messenger RNA, 6977 nt
Organism: Ruditapes philippinarum (Manila clam)
Lineage: Eukaryota; Metazoa; Mollusca; Bivalvia; Venerida; Veneridae
Exons: 5
Coding region: 483-4310 (1275 amino acids)
Source: RefSeq, a predicted model, not a curated record
GUUUUUCCGAGGGUUUUCCCCAAGAUAGUUAUAGCAAAAAUCAUAUGACUUGUUUACAUACUUUAUUCAUUGUUUUCAUUGAUAAGUGACAUCUUUAAUGUAUGAUUAAGUUGGUGUAAAUGAAAACUUAGCAACGGAUUUCUUGCAGAAGAUAACAGUCUUCAUAAGAAAGCUGAUGGGUGAGCAUGCAUAUUUCACAAAUAUUUUAACCCACCUCCGUCAUACUCCAAGAGAUUUAAGAGAUUUGUUGAAAGUGACCAAGUUUACAAGGUGGUGAUGACAGUCAAAAGGCAUGGCAAUAUUUGAUGCAAACUGCUGGAUGAUAAGAUGUGCUAAACAAGUAAAUUGCUAUAAAGAAUCUACAAUGAACCAGUAAGUCGAAUAAUUCUCAGGACACAUGUUCUAUUUAAGAACUAGGGUAUAGAGAGCUUUUUAAAUUGAUAUAUUAAUUAAUAAAAUGGCGGAGCAAUAAUUAAAAAAAAAUGUCAGACUACGCUUAUAAACUGGUGGAUAAGGAGUUUCACAACUGGUUGAAAACAGGAUUAGCCCUUCAUAUUACAAAAGAAGGCAUUGAGGCAGAAGUGACAUAUGUUGUUAAAACAUUCCAUAGCAAAUGUUUGAAUGAAGUCCGAACAUCAGAACAGAUAUCGAAAAAUGAACUGUGCUUACACUGUUCUAAAAAGAGUGUGCUGCCAUGUCAAACAAGAGGUACAUGUAUAUGUGUUAUGAAAUCAGGCACAUGCUCUUUACAUGGUCAUAAAUUUAUCCAUCGACCAUGCCCAAAAGGAAUAUGUGACAAAGUUAGAGAUAAAAUUAGAAAACAUCAUAAAUACUUCUUCCCUUCAUGGAAUAACACAUCCGUUGAGAAGUGGUGCGACAACCCAUGGGAGCUAGCAAAGUGCUACAUGCCACCAGAUGGUUAUAUUGGGGUAGAUUCAGCGUCUGAAACAGAUUUGAAUGGUAUCCUCAGUGUAAUGUUAAAUCAUACAGAGUUCACAGGAAAAGUUGAAGAAGAAGACUGCAAAGAGGCAAGAUAUAUAUGUAAGAAAUUCAGACAUUCUCCAAACCUCUGUUUCCGAGAUGAAGAAGUUACUCACUACCUAGAUACCCUAAUGGAAUUUCUGACUUGCACGCAUCACCUGAGGAGUAAAACGGAAGUUCAAGAAGCCGUAAACAAAAUAGAAAAGUUGAAAACAGAUAGUUUGACUCUGACAACAGGAGAUGUCACAAUGGUUUUGAAUGGUGUAAUACACGACAACACAAAAGAUUCACUUCAUACGCUUGAUCAGAAACAAGCAGAUUGUCUCCAAGGAAUCAGUGAUGCUUUGAGCAAAUUGCAACAAAAGACAAGUCAGUCGAUCGCAGAUAUAGUGAAUGCAAAAUCGACAGCUGUGACAGAAAUCGACUCGUCAAAACGGGCAGCCAUUUUUGAAAUGCAGACAGCGGCUAAGCGUUUAAAGUCAGAUACGAUUCAUGAAGUUGAAAAGAGGAAAGAACACUUUAUAGACGACAUUCAAGACGUAACAAAAUCUGCCAUAGCUGAAAUAGAGGAACACUCUUCUAAUCACAUCUUUACAGAUAAGACGGUUAAGGACGAUGUUAAACUUGAUGAAGUCAUGUACUGUUUACAGGAAGAUCUUGUUGCUUUUUACCGAGAUGAGUUUGAAUCAAUACCAGUUACACCACUUGUUCCAGAAAACGAUACCAAACUGAUGGACUUUUUCGUACAGCCGAAUAUAGAAGAAGUUGAUAGAAACUAUCAAAGGAAGAUAAACUCGGAUGGCCGUAAAGAGUUAACUUGUUGCCAUGAUAUAUUCUCAAAUGGUUCUGAACCGUGCCAGAAUAUAUUUCUUUCAGCCCAUGCUGGUCUCGGGAAAACAACAUUUGCAAAACACCUUUGCAUGAUUUGGUGUCAUUGUAAAAAUUCUGAUGAUAGAAAUGAUCAACUUCAAUUAGUGUUUGAGGAUGAAAUCAGCGCUAUAAAUGGAUUCGACCUAUUAUUUUUCAUUUUUCUUCGAAAUGAGCACGGUCGUGAAUGUGAUGUUGAUGAAAUGAUUAUUAGCCAAGUUAUAUCAUUUUUGUCAAGAGCACAUCUGUACAAGUCAGGUAUUGUAAAGGAACUUCUGCAUCAUAAGAAAUGUUUGAUAAUUUUGGAUGGGCUGGAUGAAUGGUCACACCCGACAUUUACACGAUGUCGAAAGCUGUCUUCGAUUCCUCAUAGAAGAGCAAGACCGAAUUCUGUCAUGCUUUAUACAACACGCCCAUGGAAAUUACACGAGGCAAAGAUAAGUUCCAGUAUGAUCGAUAAGCAUAUUGAGAUGAAAAUGUUGAAGAAAAUGUCUGUCGAGAAACUCACUGGAAAUGUUAUCUAUUCCCUUAAUAAGAUUAAUGAUAAGCAAAAGAAGAUUGAACAUUUCCAGAAAUUAACUGAACGAAAUCAGCUAGCAGAGUUUACUUCAACACCUGUCAUACUUGUUCAUUUGAUAUGUCUCUGGCAUGAUGACCGACCAAUUGAUGAAUCAAAAUGUCAAGUAUAUCUCAGCAUUAUAGACUUUCUGUUUCAACAUGGCGAACUUAAGAUAAAUGAACUUAAGAAAGGACCAGUUCUUGAGAUUGCAAAUGCUGACUGCUCAAGAGUUCCAAAUAUACCGCUGCCAAUCUUUUGCAAGAAGAAUUAUGGACUUAUUUCAGCAUUAGGCGAGUUGGCAUUUCAUACACUGUUCGAACAGCAUAGGGAAUCAUCACUUGUGUUUGAAAGGGAUGUGGUAAAUACGUACCUAACCGAUGAUCAGCUAUGGUGCUGUCUCCAAAUGGGACUUUUGACAAAGAACAAGACAAGAACAGUUUCAUCAAGGGAGUUCACUGUUUCUUUCAUCCAUAAAACUUUUCAAGAGUUUUUCUGCGCGCUGUAUAUUCAAUCUCUCAGCAACAUUGACCAUAUAAUGACAACCGUCUUAAAGGUAUGCUGCUCCAUUGAAAGAAUUCUUGAAUUCAGCAAUAUCUUUGUGUACCUAGCAGGAGUUUGUCCAAAUGCUUUAACAGUUCUGUCAGAAAAAAUGAAUGACACUAUUGCAAAAGAUGCCCUUGUUAUUGAAUGCAGACGCGAUGUUCUAGCUUGGAGCGAAUGGAACCAAAAUGCCCAAACUUUAAAAGAAUUCCAGAAUAUGCAAAUAGCUUCUGUCAAAGAAUGUUUAAGGAAUGGUCAAACAGUUCCCGAGUUAUGGAUUGAAGACUUUGUUCUUGACGGCGAUUUUGCAUCUCAAGAAUAUGCCGACAGUUUAAGACAAUUGAUUGAGAUGAACAAAAGAAAGAUAAAAUCUUUGAAUGAUAUUAGGACAUCAGGACGUCAGCCAAAACUAGAAGACAUAGUCGAUAUAAGCUUGAUUGAAAAAUUAGAAAAGUUUGAAAUCUUUGGUGAAAUUGACAAAGACGAACUGGACAAACUUUCUGAGGCAUCAUUGAACAGCUUGAUAUGUUUUGGCGCUAGCUGUUCCGUUUGGGAGGCUAACAGAUGGAUUCCAAGUCACACAUCCCUACCAGAAAAGGUGCUUGGACAAGUUAUCAAAAUGAGUCAUUUAGAAGCGAUCCUUCUUGAAUGUUUGCAAAUGACACACGAACAGUUAGAAAAACUGAUAGAACUGAUUUCAAUGAAAAGAAAUAUGACACAGAUAUGUUUAGAGGAAAUUUCAUGUAGUACACAUGGAGACAGUUGUCAAGGAUUAGAGCUCGAUCUCUCAGAGCAUGGUGAUCUUGCAGUGUUCGAUAUAGGCACUGUACCACUGUCAAAAAUAAAGUUAAACGCCACAUCUCUAGAAAAGGUCGGGAUGGGAAAACUUGUUUCUGCCGGAGUGCAGUCUGCAAUUCUUGACGUUCUCCCAAAAGCGAGAAAUUUAAAGCUAUUCGGGUGUUUUGACAUUUUCUGUGAACAAGAUGCUGAAAAAUUCUUAAAUGUUUUAUCAACUUUGAUACAGUUACAAUUUAUGGUGUUUAAAAGAAUUGACAUAGGUGAUAAGUUAUUUGAAUUGUCACCUGAAAUGAAAAAUCUAGAGUAUGUGCAAUUGGAGGACAUGAAACUGUCAGCAAACGCUUUACGGAAACUUUUAGAAAAAACUGAGAUAAUUGAAAACGCUGUGACAGUAGUACUACGUAAUUGUCAGAUCACACCAGUGAGUCAUUUUGAUGAGAUGAAAAAUUACAUAAGGCAAUCUGCAAAAUUUGUUGUAAUAAACGAUGAGUACACUGACAGUCACGCGAACGUGUUUUCCUUUAAAACGUGGAGUUGUAUUGCAGAGUCAGCAUGCUCGGUAUAGAAAUCUUUGAAACUUGACAGUCGCGGUAAUAGAACGUGUUUCUUUUAAAACAUGGAGUUGUAUUGCAGAGUCAGCAGCAUGUUUGGUAUUGACACCUUACAAACGUGACACGAGAAACUUUAAAACAUUGAGUUGUAUUGCAGUCAGCAUCUUUGGUGUGGGAAUCUUGCAAACGUGACAAUCACGAGAACCUGUUUUCUUUUAAAAUCUUUAAAAUCUGGAGUUGUACUGCAGUCAGUAUGUUAUGUAUAGAUAACUUGCAAACGUGCCGGUGACGCUAAAAUAUUCUUUAAGCCAUAGAGAAGAAAUAAAUUUAUAGAUUGAACUUUGAUAAUAUUUUAUGGCAUUUUACGGCCAGAGAUUAAGAAUCGGUCAAUUAUGAGGCAAAUCGUUUAGUUCUAUUAAGAGACGUGGAGAAAAUGUUUGAUAGACAAUGAUUCUAUUACAUGAGUCCAACGCUCAUCAACUAGACGGAUCUUUAACAUGUUAUAAAAGCUGGCGGAAUAAUUGUAUUGAUAAAGUAAAGAUAUCAUAUUUAAGAUGAGUGGUUGAAUUCAAAAGACAUUCAGAAGAGCGCAAUACUUAAACUGAUCCCAACGAUUUGACCAUAAUAAGAUCUGUAGGAUGUGCUUACCAGCUCACCAACUAUACCAAUCUUUAACAUGUUAUAAAACCUGUCGUUACCUAACUAGUACUAAAGCAGAUACACGAACAAGUUUCUAUUGUAGACUUUGAGACGGUUGCCAGAAGUGUGAGUGAACAUGCAAGCAAUACUUAUGUCAGGACACACCUGAACCAUGUGGUAUAUAUCAGGAGCCACUUUAUGUGGGUAUAACAUUUAUCCUAUCACAAAAUCAAAGAAAUCCGCCUGUGUUGUAACCUCGAGUAUAAACUUUUAUCAUGACAGUUCUAUGAUAUGUUUUGGCGCUAGCUGUUCCGUUUGAAAGGCUAAAACAUAUCUAAAACAAAACUGUGAAGCGGAGGAGGUCUCCAAGACUGAUUUUGGUCAUCAAAUGUUUUACCCCGAAGUCAAAUAUGAAAAUAUAUUUAAAUUCUGUAGAACUUUAUGCAUAGCUUUGAUACAUAUCGAAUAUAAUGGCGUAUUUGAUAACAUCAUACGGCCUGAAGUAUAUUUUAUUUACAUCUUUAUUGUCCCAUAUUAAAAGUCAUAGAACAAAGUGAAGGGUGCCCCCGCCUCUUCCCGCUUGUUGUGGCCCUUGUUUUCGGUAAAGAAGCUGGGUGCGAAGUAUAUUCGCCCCUUUUAGUGAAAGUUCUUGUUUUUGUACUUAAACUUAUUUUAUAUUAAUGUUUACUCUAUACAUUACCUUACAUUUAUUUUUAACUUACACUUUUGUUAUACUUACAGUUCUGUAAACUUACAUUUUUAUACAUAGAGUAAUAUCGCAUUAUGUUUCCAGUAAUGUUUUAAGACGUUUGGCUUUUGCUCACUUGUAUUUUAAAUGCUUUAUGAUUUUUACAUUUAGUGACAAUUGAUUGUGUCUUUUGUUUAAGACACUUGCAAUAUUUUUGAUAAUCUUUAUUUUUUAUAUUUUGUAAACAAAAAUACAUGUAUAUCUACUUUUGUUUUCCUGUGAAGUUCUUGUUAGUUUAUAUUUAUUUUAUAUAGAUUGUUGUUGUUUUUUUCUUUUUGCCGCUUGAUUUUUAUUUGUUUGUUAACACUUAUUUCAUCACGUUGUUAUUUUUGCUGUUUCUAUUUCUUAUGUGCAUGAUUACCUCUAAACGCCAUUUAAACAUGUAUAUAUUUAAACAUGCGCUCAAAGACACGAACAAGGUUUUAAAAAGCUUAAACGUUAUAAAACCCACGUUUUCUCUUUCUAAAGAAUAAAAUAUAUGUUCAUCCAUAAAGCAUAAUGUGCUUUUUAUAGAACUCGCAACGUUAUACAAGUAUAGGUUAUAGUGCAUAUUGGGUGUUCUUCGUAAAUAAGAAAGCUAAAAAGGAGCGGAGCUUGCGGAGCGACUGUAGCUUUCUUAUUUACGAAGAACAUCCAAUAUGCAUUCUAACCGGCUUAGUGCUCCGCCCACUUGCGUUUUAUAAUAUAAAACGUCCAGUUUAUAUAAAAUCUGUUCUAUUAAGAUUUGAAACCUGAAAAUUUGAAAAGUCCUCGUCGGUGAUUGGCUUAAAAAAAUUGGCGAGCAAUAAAUAUAAAUAAGUCUAUUUUUAAUGGAAAACUAUUUGCAUGUUAAAAUUCUGUGACGGAAUGAAUUUUUUAUUAGAUCUUUUUUGCACUUAAUUACAAAUGAAAUAUGUUAGAUAUACAAGUACAUGAAUUUUUUUUCAGUGAUGUAAACACUUUUUGUUGUGUAAGAUAAUACAUGUUUUGACAUUGCAACAUGAACCUUGAAUUAGUCGUAUUUUGUCUUAAACACUGUAUAUAAACUGUAUUAACCAAUUAGUACAUUGAUAAGUGUGAUUAUGACGUAAGUCACCUUAAAUUAUAAACAUUGCAUGAUUCAUGAUGGUAAAGAUAAAAUGUCCUGCAAGUACAGGCAUUUACAUACACAUAUUGUGAAUUUAGAUGUGAUUCAACAGGUCAUUCUGCUGGCCGGAAUAUUGACCAUCAUUUUAAAGUAAUUUGUUUUGUUGUUUAGUUUAUUAUAUAGAAUAAAAAAUAUUAAGCAACAUUAAAAUCUUACUGUUAAAGUGUU